Oryza brachyantha (malo sina) is the source of this 1198-nucleotide messenger RNA. RefSeq names its product thioredoxin-like protein AAED1, chloroplastic. The transcript is spliced from 8 exons. The record is from RefSeq and is a predicted model, not a curated record. Gene Ontology annotation, molecular function: antioxidant activity. NCBI's taxonomy places the organism in Eukaryota, Viridiplantae, Streptophyta, Magnoliopsida, Poales, Poaceae. The coding region runs from base 115 to 882 and encodes 255 amino acids.
ACAUGUGGUGACACCUCCCGCCAAACGGUAACGACUUCCGCCCCGGCGAAGCCGCCGCUCGCUCGCCUCCGUCUCCCGCGUCUAGGGUUCCGCCACGUCCACGACGCAGGAGCCAUGGCCACGUCCACCUCGCUCCCGCGCGUCUCCCUCCCGCCGGUCGCUCGCCCGGCCGCCGCUCCCCGUCGCGGUGCCCCCCUCCCCGGUCGCCGCCAGGGGUACCUCCGUCUCCGCGGCUCACCAGCAGUAGUAGUACCUGCCGCGGCCGCGGGCUCCCCUUCCGUGCCCUCCCCGUAUCCGGAGGCUGGGUCGGGCGUCGGCGAUGCCCUCGGUGGCGUCGCCAUCUACUCCGCGGCCACCGGCGAGCCCGUCCUCUUCAGCGACCUGUGGGACCAGAACGAGGGAAUGGCCGUCGUUGCGCUGCUAAGGCAUUUUGGGUGCCCUUGCUGUUGGGAGUUGGCCUCUGUGUUGAGGGAUACAAAAGAGAGAUUUGAUUCAGCUGGCGUCAAACUAAUUGCUGUUGGUGUUGGCACUCCAGAUAAAGCCCGUAUUCUUGCUGAGCGUUUGCCAUUUCCUUUGGAAUACCUCUACGCAGAUCCUGAGCGCAAGGCCUAUGAUCUCUUGGGUUUGUAUUUCGGUAUCGGUCGCACUUUCUUCAACCCAGCCAGUGCAAAAGUGUUUUCACGGUUUGACUCCCUCAAGGAGGCGGUGAAAAACUAUACAGUUGAAGCCACCCCAGAUGACAGGGCAAGUGUUCUACAACAGGGUGGAAUGUUUGUGUUCAAAGGGAAAGAAUUAAUAUAUGCAAGGAAAGAUGAGGGCACUGGUGAUCACGCACCUCUGGAUGAUGUCCUCAACAUCUGUUGUAAAGUUCCUGUGGCAUGAUAUUGUAUAAUCAAUGUCCCAUGAGAAUUUCCACAUCCUGGUUCGGUUCAUGUCCCAAAGUUGUAUGCAGAAAAAGCAUCACUUGAUUUUGGAAGGGCAACUUCUUCAAGGAUAGUAUCUCCUUGUCUGUACGUGUGAUGUACCGUGCUGUUGAUAAUAUGUAAUACUCCUAUACUAUCAGUUGUAAACUUGACAUAUGUUAGGAAAACUUAAGGGCUUUCUCAUUCCUGCUAGCAUCACAGCCAUCUACCUGUGUUGCAACUUGUGACUUGCAUGCUUGAAUGGACUUGGCUUCUAUUGGUUGGCAGACCACGGA